Marchantia polymorpha subsp. ruderalis is the source of this 4640-nucleotide messenger RNA. The record is from the annotation of a GenBank genome assembly. Lineage: Eukaryota; Viridiplantae; Streptophyta; Marchantiopsida; Marchantiales; Marchantiaceae.
CUUUGAUCAGUCUGUUUCACGACCUAGAGGUGACAGUGCGAGUGUGAGUGUUGUUUGGCUCCAUUCAAGAUCUGUCGGAAACAUCCUUUGUAGCCCAGAAUUACCGGUUGUCUUCGAGCUGCUGCUCAUGAACCCCUGCAGGUGCUUCUGAUUGAUUUUGCAGGCGAUAUACCUGCUGCAUGCACGGGUUUCCAGAGUUUACUCGCUGCUGGCAGCCUCGACUGGUUUUUUUUUUUCUUUUUUUUGCGAGGGGUUCAUCGGAAGUGUUUGUUUUUUCUCGCUGAUGAUCCUUCUCAGCUCUGGAUUCACUCGUGUUUGGACCCUUCCAAAGAACGACCAGGAGCCUGUGGGUUAGUUGUCGUGGGUCAUAGGUCCAAUGUCAUUUCAGGAGUUGCUUUCGAGCCUGGGCAACAGCACGGCUGACCGAGAUGUUAGUUCCCCGGAGCGAAGCCUGGGGGUUGGAAGCCCUGCGCCGAGGAGAGAGGGCCUCCGCAGUGGGCGGACCACUCCAUCUGCAGGCGAAGAAGGCAAAACGCAAGUGGAUGACUCACGCAACUCUGAAGGAACUUGGCUGAGGCGACAUCCAAGGCGGCUGUCCUUCGAUAAGGAACCGAGGAAAACAUUUGAGGUCAAGAACCUCGGAGAUCAGGAUGUACCUGCUGGCAUCUCAUCGAGAAAGAAGAGGAAAGCCACGGCUUCUCGCAAGGAGCCGGUGGCGAAACUUAGGCGAGUUGAACAAGACGAGGAAAUGGCAGUGGAAAACACGCGAUCCACCCGACUGACAAGGAGGGGAAAUGCUGUGACAGAACCUUCCACUCCACCAGCUGGUGAAAAUCUGUCCAAGAAAAUUCUGGAGGAGGCUGAGAGGAGUACCGAUAAGAUAGAGCAAGGGUAUCUUUCUGAGGAGCCUUUUCCGUUAGACUGUAUUGCACCCAUGGAGAAUCAGUCAGAGAACGGGAAAAGAUCAAGGGGUAGGCCAAGAAAGUUCAAGAUUGCAGCAGAGCAGGCAACUAAUAACGAAAACUCUCCAAAGAGGCCCGUUGGCAGACCAAAGAAGUUGCAGGUGGCUGUUUCUAGUUUUACCCCUUCUGAUGGAGGCGGCGAUUCUUUAGUCAUCCCAGAUGGGGAGAAGACGGGGACAGAUGUUGGUGGGAGUGUGGAAGAGAAAUUGGGGCACGCUGGACUUAGUGUUACACCAAAGAGACCAGUGGGCAGGCCGAAGAAAGUGCAAUCGGCACCGGCUGAGGAGAACAACUGUCAUGACCCUCCCAAGAGUCCUUCGAAAUCUCAAGUUUCUGUACUUGUGGACGAGGAAGAAGCUCCUGCAAAAAUGACUCCUGAAAGUGUGGGCAUAUCCCCAAAGAGAUCGAGGGGUAGACCAAGAAAACAUCAAGCUUUGUCAACCCAAGAAAUCGCAUUCAGUGACCCCGCCAUGGACGUCCUAGUUGAGGAUUUCAUGCAGACAAUACCUAGUGUACCUCUAGAAAACGAGGAAGAGCAGGAUCCCUGUAAAUUGUUUUUGGAGGACGUAGAGCAAGUUUAUCCGGUUGAAAACAUCUUGGAUGCUAAGCCCGAUGUUACACCCGACCACCCAGAGAAAGCUUCUGCAUGUGUCACACCUGACGCAACGGAGAAAACGUUGAAGCGGUCCGUGGGUAGACCCAGGAAGACAAAAUUGACCUUUGACCUCGAAGAUACUGAUGAACAUCCAAAGACGGAGGAUGCCACCCAAGAUGUGGAAGAUGAGAACCAGGGUGGGAAAGCGCCAGUCAAAAGACCAGUCGGCAGACCCAAGGAAAUCGCACGCAAGAAAGGAGUAAGGAAUCAAGAGGGCAGAGUUUCGAAUGAUGGAAGCGGGACCGCGGGGAAAAGGCCCGUUGGCAGGCCUAAGAAAAUUGCCCCAGAAUCAAGUCAGAGUGCGUCUGGAAGCGCGUACUCAGGAUUUGACGAAGUAACGAAGAAAACCGGUAGGAAACGUGGCCGACCUAGUAAGAAGUCUGUACAGCAGCAGAGUCUUGAGGAGUCAGGAAAAUUGAAAGGAGCUCGGGGCCGCGGGAGAGCAGCUGAUAGACAGGGCGCAGGUGCUGUUAGAGCCGGAAGAUCAUCCAUGAAAGAUUCCUCAGCUCAAGAGACUUUCAGACGUCGUUAUCUUAACAAAGUCGUCCUCGAUGGGGUGGAGUUUAGGUUAGGUGAGGACGUCUACGUGAGAAAAUCUGGCACCACUUGUUCCGAAUCAGAUACGGAGGUGGAAGACUGUCAAGUCUGCGGGGAAGUAGAUGAAAAGAUUAUGAUCGAAUGUGACAAAUGCCUGUCUGGUUUCCACCUGACUUGCCUAGAUCCACCACUAGAAGAUGUACCUGAAGAUGACUGGGUUUGCUCUUUCUGUGAGGCUGGUGAGAAGCCUCCCAUUCAGUUGUUAAACACUCGAGAAAAGCAUCGUGCAGCUCGAGUGAAGCUUCUGGCAGCUGAACUUUGGGCUGCGCGUAUCGAAAAGAUGUGGAGGGAGCGGGAUGGUACGUACUGGUUCACUGCACGAUGGUUUCUUAUUCCUGAAGAGACGUCGACGGGAAGACAGAAACAUACCGGGAGUAGGGAGCUUUUCCGUUCCAGCCAAACUGAUAACAACGAGAUGGACUCAAUACUUCGGCAUUGUUAUGUUAUGAGUCCUGAUGAUUACAAAAAGUCCGCUCACGAAGGAGAUGAUGUAUUUUAUUGCGAGUACGAAUAUAACGAACGGUGGUGCAGAUUCAAGCGUAUUGACUACGAUAAUCACGCCCUUUUGAUUGACGGCAAUGAGGACGAUGAUGCCUACAAUCCAUCGGAUGAGUCGGAGGAGGAUCUGGACGGCGAGGAAGAAGGGAGUCCGCAAUCAAAGCCUGGAAAGAAACUCAAGCAAGCGAAGACUUCGAAAGCAGCAAAUAAGCGCGAGAGUUUUUCUGGUGGCAUCGAAAAAGUGGGGUCGAAAGCCGUUGUUGACCGUCCGAGAAAGAAGCCUCAAUCGGACUUUGAGAAAGCCAAAGCCGCACUUACGUUAUCUGCCGUUCCACCCUCCAUGCCGUGCAGAGAUGUGGAGAGAACAGAAAUAGCUGCGUUCCUGAAGGAUUCAGUAGGAGCUGGUGAAAAUUGUUUAGGGCAUUGUCUCUACAUCAGUGGAGUUCCGGGCACUGGCAAGACUGCUACUGUUCGGGAGGUCAUCAAGGAACUAGAGAGCAAGGUGGACGCCGGUGAACUUCCUGCUUUUCGUUUUGUGGAGAUCAACGGCCUGCGUCUUCCAUCUCCAGAUCAUGUAUACACGGUGCUUCACGAGGCUCUCACAGGCCAGCAUUUGGGCUGGAAAAAGGCUCUUGAAUUUCUCGAUGAGCGAUUUUCAAGUUCUAAAGAUUUGAAGGGCGCAGACGCUCGCCCGUGCGUCCUUCUUAUUGACGAAUUGGAUGUGCUAGUGAAUCGCAACCAAUCUGUUUUGUAUAAUAUUUUUGACUGGCCAACCCGCCCUCAAUCACGACUUGUUGUUAUAGGAAUAGCAAAUACCAUGGAUUUACCUGAGCGUAUGCUACCGCGGAUAGCAAGCCGAAUGGGUAUGAAGAGGCUUGCAUUUAGUCCGUAUUCUCACAAGCAGCUGGAAGAGAUCAUUGCUUCUCGCCUGGACGGGGUUCAAGUAUUUGAUAAGCAAGCUGCCGAAUUUGCUUCACGCAAGGUCGCUGCCGUAUCCGGAGAUAUCAGACGAGCCCUUGAACUUUGUCGAAGAGCUGUUGAAGUUGCCGAAGCCCGUAUAGCGGAACAUAAUUCAAAUGUCCCACCUGAAGUUGCUGAGAAUCGUACUGAUCAAGAUGAGAACCAGCCGUCAAACACGGUGCCCGAGGCAACACCAGCAACUGGACAGGUCGUGACAAUGGCGGAUGUCGAUGCUGCAAUCAGCCAACUUUUUGAAGCUCCACAAAUUCAGAUGAUGCAAAGAUCUCCUAAGCUGGCGAAAAUAUUUUUAACUGCAAUGGUUUAUGAACAACGGCGCACUUCCGUGGUAGAGACUACCUUUGAGAAGGUAGCAGCAACAUGCUCAGAGUUGUGCGCCAGUAAUGGGGAAGAAAUUCCGGAUUUUGACACUCUCUUAGGCAUAGGCUGUAAACUUGGCGCAUUGCGCCUUUUGUUGUGUGAACCGGGAGCCCGUCAUAAACUUCAAAAGCUACAGCUGAAUUUUCCCUGUGAUGACGUCACUUUUGCUUUGAAGGACAGUGAAGUAUCAUGGUUAUCGAAGUACUUGUAAAUGAAGAGUCUUCCAGAGAUUUGUAUGUUGGGUGUGGAGGUUAAGGGGCGGGGUUCGAGUAAGGAUGGAGUUUACCGUAUACAAAAACGUAGGGACGCCCUUCGAGGCAUCUUCAUAUCCAGGGACCCCUCCCCGUGCGUCUGUCAUCAUUAUUACGCAUAGAGAUAGCCAUAUAUCAACGUGAUUACGAAUAUAAAUGUGUUCAAGUUCAGCUAGUUAAUGGUGCUGCUGAAUCAACUGCGGCGUAAGCUUGGACGUUUUGCAAGGAGACAGUUGAUGUAUGUUUAUCGUGUUUUCAUAACCACGGGUCAGUAACAGGGAUUAUUCAUGAUGUCCUUCUAAGGACCGUGACUUGAGUUGAGGGAAAGAAAGCCGUUGU